UAACACGAGAAAAAGAAUAAUUGGAUUCCAUUUCCAUUUUCAUGUCCCUGAAAUGGCCACCGCCCUUCCCCCAAUAACCAGGAGCUCCUACUGCCUGAAGAAGCCGUUGCUUUUAUUCCCACCUUUAAUUUCUUCCCCGAUUCAUCAGCACUGUUCUUCCCUCCGUCUCCUCAUCAAUCCCAAUCCUAGGGCUAGACUCGCCGUCUGCCUCGCCGCCGCUCCUGGCCCACCCUCCCCUCCCGACUCCGACCGCUCUGCUCACCGGGACCCCACUCCGCUCAGAGGUUCUGGUAUUGCAGGAACAUUCUCUAGAAUUCGAGACCGUGUGCAGAUUUUCUUUGCUGUUUUCUUCUGGCUGUCUUUGUUCUUCUGGGCUUCGGUGGGGGAUGGAAGCCAUAGUGGUAGACCAAAGAAGGGGUCUCGAUUUAAAUGAUGACGUAGAGAACAGUUAGUUUGUGUAUAUUAAGACCCAAAGGGAAAAGUUCUAUAAUACGCAAAGAACAUUCAACAUUGUUUAGAUAGACGAUAUAGUAGACUUUUUUUAAUUCAUUUUCUGCUAGUUAACACAGUUAAAAGUAUCUAGUUCAAUCAGUCCCAAAGUUCUGUAUCCCAGUUAAAAUAAAAUUUCAUUAACUGUCUUGUAUUGAUAGCAAUUUAUCAUUUUUUUUUCUGAAGAUAAAAUAGAGACUAGCCAGCAGCAAGAGUGGCUGGGGUAUCAGGCUAGCAGUAUUUUUUU
Molecule: messenger RNA, 736 nt
Organism: Carica papaya (papaya)
Lineage: Eukaryota; Viridiplantae; Streptophyta; Magnoliopsida; Brassicales; Caricaceae
Source: RefSeq, a predicted model, not a curated record